Drosophila nasuta is the source of this 1166-nucleotide messenger RNA. RefSeq names its product methylenetetrahydrofolate reductase (NADPH)-like. Bases 85 to 1104 code for a protein of 339 amino acids. Gene Ontology annotation, biological process: tetrahydrofolate interconversion. Lineage: Eukaryota; Metazoa; Arthropoda; Insecta; Diptera; Drosophilidae. Gene Ontology annotation, molecular function: FAD binding; methylenetetrahydrofolate reductase [NAD(P)H] activity. The transcript is spliced from 3 exons. The record is from RefSeq and is a predicted model, not a curated record. Gene Ontology annotation, cellular component: cytosol.
GUAGCAGAGUUGUCAGUUGUCUGAGCGAUCUCAAGCAAGCGUGAGCAAGCGUUUAUUAAGCGGCUAUUUACUAUAUACUUCACCAUGCACCCAAUCGAUUUGGCUACAACAAACAGCCUGCGACCAACAUCGCCAUUGCCAGCUAGCAUUCAGCCAUGCUUUAAGUUCACCGGCGAUCAGCAGGAAUUAACGCCAAGCAUUGCUGAGCUUGUGGCCCAGAAGACGGCGCAGAAGGAAUUCUUCUAUGGCAUCGAGAUAAUGGCCCAAAACGAGGGCAAAGCCCAUUGUGUGGACUUUCAUGACUUUUUGCCGCUGCUGCCCUCGUUCAUUAGCUUUGUGUGGCUGAAGCAGUUUACCGAUGCCAUUCGACGCACUGGCAACUUUGAUGACGUGACCAGCAUCCAAUUGAUUCCCCAACUCAACUCUCACAUUGCCGCGAUGCCGCAUCUGUCUCUCUAUCGUCUAACCCAACAGCAUGUGGAUGCGUUUGCGGCACUGAAUCUCAGCAAUGUGCUCGUCGUUCGUGGCGAUAGUUUGGAUGAGCAACAGGACUAUCGUUAUGCCUAUCAGGUGGUGGAGUAUCUGCGACGUGUCCGGGGAGAUAAUAUCUCAAUUGCUGUCGGCGGUUAUCCCGAAGGCUACACGAGCUUGACCAGCGAUGCUCCGAAUAAGACCCAAGACAUGAAGUACUUGAAGCAAAAGAUCGAUGUCGGUGCCAAUUUGAUUAUCACACAAUUGUGUUACUCUGGCGACAAAAUCAUAGAGUUCAUAAAGGACGCCCGCAGUGCAGGAAUUACUGCUCCGAUUUUGGUUGGCAUUAUAGUGCCGUAUUCCUUUUCCAACUAUCAGAUUAUCGAGCGAAUUACUGGAGUCCGUCUCUCGCCUGAGGCACGAAUUGAAGUGGAGCAGCUGAGCAGCGAUGACACAAAAGUCAAGAAUUAUUUUGUGCAAUUAAUGGUGCGAAUUAUACAACAGAUCUUGGAGGCUGACUUGGGAAUAUAUGGUAUUCAAUUCUUUACGCUCAAUCAUAUUGAACCCACUGUUGAGGUGUUGCGUGAGCUGCGCUUGAGGGGAAUACCCAAGGAGACGGCAGCUGAUGAUUAGUCAAGCAAAUGUAAUAUGAAAAUAAAUAAAGCAAACUUGCUUUGCAAAGUGCAAUUAAUAAA